Molecule: messenger RNA, 496 nt
Organism: Blastomyces dermatitidis ER-3
Lineage: Eukaryota; Fungi; Ascomycota; Eurotiomycetes; Onygenales; Ajellomycetaceae
Exons: 1
Coding region: 92-496 (134 amino acids)
Source: RefSeq, a predicted model, not a curated record
GGCGGACCGUGGAGGUUGCACUUCAGAAGAGUCUGUUGAUUAUGUGCUUGAUAUUAUCGCCGAGGUAUCUUUUUGUAUUUUUCUGCCGGGGAUGGGCCAGAUUGGGAAGGGCGGUACGAGGGUGAGACUUGGCGUUGGUGUUUUGGAACAUCAAAGAUGGACAGGGUUUUCGCGGAGGUCGCUCCUCGGAUAUCUCCACAACUACAGGUCGGGGGUCUUCCAAAAUCGAGAAGAUUGGUGCAUAUGGCUAGGUCACUUCACCUUACAAUUUGUAUGGCACUCUGGCCCGGGGUUGUGGUGUGGUAGGGGAGAACGGGGGAUAAUCCCACACAGGAGCUUCGAACAACGUCCGGUUCACGUUUGGCUGGAUAACUCCACCACCACACGGGGUAUGCGGUCGGCGAUGGGGUCAAAAUGCUCGUAUGAUCGAGGGCUUUUCGAUGGAUCUAUCGGCGGGUUCUUAUUCGAAAAAUCGAGCGAGUUCGACUUGAACUGA